GCGUUAGAGUAACCAAGUUCAUUAGCAGUACUCGAAAAUGUGUCUUAAAUGUCCCUUUGGCUUGUAUUUAAUUUUAUAUAUGGCUUUUUUCGCGUUGAAAGUCUCGAAUGCAGUGCCAAAAUACGAAACUAGUAGCGGAAAGCCUUACAACGAAAAGAGCGAAUGGAAUCCAACACCAUACAGGGAUAAUAACACUCAGGAGUUUGAAAAGGAUAGUACGUCCACCAAGGAUCGAUUGCAGAGAUUGGGAUAUACCACCGGCUAUGGCACAAUCAACACGUACCCGGGUGGAACUGGACUUGCUGCAUACAACCCCAUUAAACUAGAUCUUGGAGGUGUUGUGCUAGGAACCUUGGUGGGUAUCGGCGCAAUUAUCAUAAUACCUAAAAUUUUGAAUGCUUUUCAUGGAGGGUAUGGCAGUUAUGGAAGAAGCGAGAAUGAUUUAUCGCCGGUAUCAAAUUUUAUUAAUAGGAUUGACGAUAUUCUUGGGCAAAACAACAUUGAUUCUACGAGCUGCAUGCAACGUGCCGUUUGUAGUUAUAUUCGUUCUACGGAGCAUAAUAUGAUGACUGAAUUGCCAGAUAAAAUGGACGAGUUCAUGCAUAUCUUAGCGGAGAACUCUUUGGUCGAUUACCUUCUGGACGGCACUGCAAUUAAAGAGGCGCUUGCACACGGAAGAGACGUUAAUGCGAAGCCGUGUGAGGAUAUAUACAAUAAUUGCCCUGUUAAUAGCGAAACUGUCACUAGUGUUCUUAUGAAAUUAUGGCCAAAACAAUUGGGAUCUCACGUGAAAAGAAACAAAUGAUAUAUAACGGGAAAAUAUGAAUGCUGUUAUAAAAACUACGAAUACAGACUCUCGAACACUUUAUUUCAUAUUCAUAAAAACUGUGUCCAAAAAUAUUCAGAAGUCAUUUUGGAUAUAUUAAGAAAUUUUUAGCAUUAAAAUUUCGUUUUACAAGUAAAUAAACAAUAAAA
Molecule: messenger RNA, 975 nt
Organism: Stomoxys calcitrans (stable fly)
Lineage: Eukaryota; Metazoa; Arthropoda; Insecta; Diptera; Muscidae
Gene: Desi
Exons: 5
Coding region: 38-805 (255 amino acids)
Source: RefSeq, a predicted model, not a curated record